Messenger RNA from Orussus abietinus, 2712 nucleotides. RefSeq lists its product as uncharacterized. The record is from RefSeq and is a predicted model, not a curated record. NCBI's taxonomy places the organism in Eukaryota, Metazoa, Arthropoda, Insecta, Hymenoptera, Orussidae. The coding region runs from base 1336 to 2118 and encodes 260 amino acids. The transcript is spliced from 4 exons.
GUUCCCACGAGACCCCCGUACUCGCGACGGGCUUCAUGGGAACCCCUCGCAGGGCCGAGGGCUCGGAGAUCCCUUCGGACGAUUCCUCCUCCUCACCUUGUCGCACCGCCCGACGGGCUCGCUCGGCCCGAUUCAAUUAAGCAUUUAGCCACUUGUCGCGGUUGCCCGUCGGUCGUGGGGAAUCGGAUCGCGGCCGCUUGGCGCCCCCGCGAUUGACCCCACGGCACCUGCACUCUUCGUUUUCGCGGCGGAGGGUCGCCGCCCGAGGCCGGAAGCGCUCUCGACAGAAAUUUAGGCCGGCGCGACGGCUCGAGACGCCGACUUCAAUGACGAAUUUAACGCAGGGGUGGAAAGCGAGCAAUCGUCGCUCCCUUUGGUCGCUAGAUCUCGAGGGUCCGUGGACCGUUCGGUGGGGAAAUGGGGUAGGUGAUCAUCAGGGGAAGAACCGCUGGCGGGAACACCGGCAUUCCCGAAGGAAGGUCAAAGGUGAAUGGCGAUUCAGGGCCUGAUGGAAAAACGAUUUUGGAAAAAGAAAUGGAUUCACCACCACGAGCACUAAACGUUGCGCGGUUUGGGCGGAUCGGCGGAUUUCUCCGACAUUUAGUUUAAGGUCGUCCGACGCUUCAUCAACCGCGGUAUGUUAAACGAGCACGCAACUGAAAAAAUAACUUCGCUGCGAGGUCGUGAUGUACUCGAGAGCUAUCAACGCGGUGUUAACAUCCAUUGACAAAAGGUGAGGCGAAUCAUCGAUUUCGCUUCGCCCGAAAUUCAGAAUUUGACAUCAAUUUUCGGAAUCUCUUUAGACGCGAUGAAUCCAUCCGACAUCCAGUCCCUCGUUAAUUAGAUGUAUUCCGCGGGUGUUCUCGAAGAAGAUAUAACUCAAGGCCUCUCGCGAGGCAGAAAACCGGACUACGAUUACGCCGCCUAGUCAGCGUUUUAAUCGAAUGACGAGGUGCCCCUUCUAUCGCGCAACGCGCGAUGGCAUCGAAUUCGCGAUCCACCGGAUUUUUACGCAGGACGUACGGCAUUAUCCGUUUGCGGUUUCGUUCCGUAAGAGUUCUCGGACGUUCGCGAAUCCCCGAGGCAAGUGUCGACAAUUGCGUAGCAAAAAUUGCCGCCUUUCUACCGGAACGUCGAUACGGGCCCACCGAAAAGUUUCGAUCGAGCCGAUCCAAGAAGACAGUAUACACAAGUGGCCAUACAUUUGGUGCUCUCCCCGUUGGCCUUAUAAUUUGCAUAACCGGGGAUCUAUAUAAGCAAGAUCGGGUCGAUUUUGAGCGGCCAAAGUUACCGACAAGUUACUCGAGAGCGCUUCACACCGGUUGACGACGAACCAUGAAGACUGUUGCGACAUUAUUCGGGCUCUGCCUCGUCGUCACGAGUGGGCAGGCUUUCUUCUCCGAUAAGGUGACAGAAACGUUGGAUAAGUUGAAGAAGAACGUCGAAUCCGUGGUGGACGCGGCUUUAAACGAAUCGAAAACCAAGUUCGAGGAUGCAGAAAAUGCGGCCUACGAGCUCGUGGGACAAAUUCGAGACGAGGGCGAAAAGGUGGCCGAGUCGCUUUAUGCCAGUCUGCGCGAUUCGGUGAUGCACACGGACGAGGAAAUCAAGCGGUUGGAAGAAGAAGCGAACGGGGUAAACGUUACCGAAUGUACCGCGAUGGGCGCGUCCGUACAUAAAGCGGCGUUGGCGAUCGUCUACAACGCCAGUUCCUGCGUCGUCGCCAAGGUCGAGGAAGCCAUCGGCUACGCCGAGGGCAUCAUCUUUAUCUCUCAGGAUUUAACGGAACGCCUUCUGUCGAUCAAGGCCACGGCAGGGGAAUGUGCCAGCGAUAUCAGCGGAAUCGAUGGCACGAUCCGUGCCGCCGCUUGUAUCAAAGCGGCUCUGGAGAAAGCGACCGCGGUGUCGACUAAAAUGAUACCGAGUGCUCUGAAGGACGCGACGGAGCUCACGUUGCUGAUCCAGGGGGUACUGCCGAGUCUGGCGAUGUGUUCGUCGGCCAACGCGAUCGCCACCUUCGCGGAGGAGAGCUCGACGGUCGUCGAAGACGUCAGAUCUUGCAUAGCGAAGAAAACCGAGGAGGCCGAAUCCGUCGUCACCGACAAGGCGGGACCCUGAGAAGAUCCUUCCGCAACGACAUCGCCUUAUCGCAAAACCACCGCGAACGACGUCUAAAGAACAGUUCUACCUUUCUUUUAAAUGUCUCCCUCCCCAUUGUUCACCCGAGCACGCCGAGAGUGGUAAAACGUCGAAGAGCAGAACUUUUCGAAACAAUGAGUACAUUGUUUGGACACGUACAACGCGAUUAUGCCAAGGGCGCGUCCAACCCAGGUGCACUCCGGCCCACCGACACAAUGGACGGUCUAUUUUAAGGAGGCGGCUAGAAGUCGGGUAGGAAGACUACCAACCAUUGCUGACAAUUGGGCCGGUAUUAAAUAAAAUAUUGACUAUCCAAUAAAAGCUAGCAAUCGCGGUGAGACGUUAAGUAUACUUUAUUUACAAGCUCGGUAAAAAUAGGAGUUGACGGGAGCAACCCUUCGUCGUGCCUCGUAUCGAUAUCGAUCGUCGAGAUUUUCCGUAACAUUCGCCCAGAAGGCAAGGCCAUUUUUCACCCUUCCACUUCUUCCGGAAAUUAUGCCGGAGCGUUUCCAAGUAGAAACGACAGGAAAGGAAAAAGAAAACGUAGCGAAUAGACGACACUAAACGGUCAAA